AUGAGCUUUCUAACUGGGCUCUCCUCUGAGUUUGAUUCUGCUAAGGCACAAGUUCUUUCUUUGUCUGAUAUAUCCUCUUUACAAGAUGUCUUUAGUCAUGUUCUCCGCACGGAAAUAACACCACUCGUUUCGCUUAAUGGUGCCUUGGUAAGUCGCAAUAAUAAUUAUGCUCCUGGGAGAUCAUUUAAUCCAAGUGGAAACAAAGGAGGUAGUUCACAAGAAUUUGACACUCGAACGUUGGAUUUGGAGGCAUUAUUUGCAACUAUUUUCUCCAAGUAUCAAGAAUCACUUAAGUCUUCAUCUCCUUCUAUCACUGCUAUUGUUGAUUCGGGUAAAACUAAUGUGUGCCUUCUUUCCUCAUCCUCAAAAUGGGUCAUUGAUUCUGGUGCCACAAAUCAUAUGACAUGUAAUUCUAGUCUCUUUACUUCAUUUCAGUCUUCUGCUUCUACUUCUACAGUUACUUUAGCCGAUGGGUCACCAUCUCAACUUACUCGUAAUCUCAAUUAUUAUGUCUCAUUUUUUCCUGAUCAUUGCUUAUUUCAAGAUCUUAUGACGAAGAAGAUUAUUGGUAAAGGACAUGAAUCUGGAGGCCUCUACACUCUUGAUACAUCGCCACCCAGCUCUAUUGCUUGCUCUAGUGUUCUUUCUCCCUUCGAGGCUCAUUGUCGGUUGGGUCAUCCAUCUCUCCCUUUACUAAAGAAGCUUUGUCCUCAAUACAAUAUGUUGUCUUCCUUAAAUUUUCAUUCUGAUGUUUGGGGUCCUUCCCCUAUUUUGUCUAAACCUGGAUUUAGGUAUUUUGUUACAUUUGUAGAUGAUUAUGCUCGUUUUCCACAACGUGUUUUCUCAUUAAUCGAAUGUCGUCCUCUGUUGUCCUCUGUUCUUCAAGGUGAGGAACCUUACACAAUUCUUUUUCCGCAAAAGUCUUUGUAUCCUAUUGACCCUAAGAUAUUUGGUAGCACUUGUUUUGUUCGGGAUGUUUGUCCACAUUUCACUAAAUUAGAUCCCAAGUCUUUGAAAUUUAUUUUCCUUGGUUAUUCUCGUCUUCAGAAAGGCUACCGGUGUUAUUGUCCCAGUCUUAACAAAUAUUUGGUCUCCAUUGAUGUCACUUUCCUCGAAGAUACACCUUAUUUCCCUUCUCUUCCCAUUCCCACUUGUCAGGGGGAGGACGAUGAUUUGUUGGUCUAUUCUAUCACAUCUUUUUCUCCUGACUUGGACCUAUCACCAAUCUCGCAACCUGUUCUUUUGAAGCCUCCUAUUCAUCAAGUUUACUCUAGGAGACAACCUCUUGAUUCAUGUCCUACACCUGCUCUUUCGUCAUCAAAUCCAGACUUGAGCGAUGAUCUUCCAAUUGAAUUAUGCAAAGGUGAACGCCAGUGUGCUUAUCCCAUUUCUUCUUUUGUUUCUUAUAAUAACUUGUCGUCUUCCUCUUACUCUUUCAUUGCUUCCCUUGAUUAUUUUUCUAUUCCUAACACUGAUCGUGAAGUCAUAUCUCAUCUUGGUUGGCAUAAUGCAAUGAUAGAGGAGAUGAAUGCUUUAGAUGAUAACGGUCCUUGGGACUUGGUAAAUUUACCUUCAAGGAAACGGACUAUCAGUUGCAAAUGGGUCUUCAUGGUUAAGGCCAAUUUGAAUGGCUACUCAUCAUUGGCCUUACAUCAACUUGAUAUCAAGAAUGCUUUUCUUCAUGGUGAUCUUCAGAAGGAGGUGUAUAUGGAGCAACCUCCUGGUUUUGUUGCUCAGGGGGAGUUAGAGCGAGUUUGUCGUCUUCAAAAAUCUUUAUAUGGUUUGAAACAAAGUCCUCAUGCUUGGUUUGGAAAGUUUAGUCAGGCUAUUGAGAAAUUUGGUAUGAUGAAAAUCAAGUCUGAUCAUUCUGUGUUCUACAAAUGA
Humulus lupulus (European hop) is the source of this 1884-nucleotide messenger RNA. RefSeq lists its product as uncharacterized. The record is from RefSeq and is a predicted model, not a curated record. The transcript has 6 exons. The coding region runs from base 1 to 1884 and encodes 627 amino acids. NCBI's taxonomy places the organism in Eukaryota, Viridiplantae, Streptophyta, Magnoliopsida, Rosales, Cannabaceae.